CAAACAUGGUUACCACGCACCGGAAGUAACCGGUUAUUUUGCCGUAGUCAGUUCUUCCACCGAGCGGAAAAGGUAUGUCCGCUUGUGUCUCGACCAUUUCCAGCCCCUCUACCUUGCAGGACCCCAUGAGUAAGCUGUGGCGGCGCGGGAGCACCUCUGGGGCUAUGGAGGCCCCUGAGCCGGGGGAAGCGCUGGAGUUGAGUCUGACUGGUGCCCACAGCCACGGAGUGCACAAGAAAAAGCACAAGAAGCACAAAAAGAAACACAAGAAGAAACACCAUCAGGAAGAGGAGGCUGGACCCACGCAGCCAUCUCCUGCCAAACCGCAGCUCAAACUGAAAAUCAAGCUGGGUGGGCAGGUCCUGGGCACCAAGAGUGUUCCUACCUUCACUGUGAUCCCUGAGGGACCUCGCUCCCCCUCCCCCCUUAUGGUUGUGGACAAUGAAGAGGAACCUAUGGAGGGAGUCCCCCUUGAGCAGUACCGUGCCUGGCUGGAUGAAGACAGUAAUCUAUCCCCCUCCCCACUUCGGGACCUGUCUGGAAGCUUAGGGGGUCAGGAAGAAGAGGAGGAACAAAGGUGGCUGGAUGCCCUGGAGAAGGGAGAGCUGGAUGACAAUGGAGAUCUCAAGAAGGAGAUCAAUGAACGGCUACUCACUGCUCGACAGCGAGCUCUGCUCCAGAAGGCUCGAAGUCAGCCUUCCCCAAUGCUGCCAUUGCCAGUUGCUGGAGGCUGUCCGGCCCCCGCCCUCACGGAGGAGAUGCUGCUGAAGCGCGAGGAGCGAGCGAGGAAGCGAAGGCUGCAAGCGGCGCGGCGUGCAGAGGAGCACAAGAACCAGACUAUCGAGCGCCUCACCAAGACCGCUGCGCCCAGCGGGCGGGGAGGCCGAGGGGCCUCAAGGGGUGAGCGACGGGGAGGGCGGACAGCCGCCCCGGCCCCCAUGGUGCGCUACAGCAGCGGGGCACAGGGUUCCACCCUUUCCUUCCCACCCGGCGUCCCUGCCCCGGCGCCAGUGUCACAGCGACCAGCCCCGCUAGACCCUCCUCCGCGAUGCUCCGUCCCUGGCUGCCCGCACCCGCGCCGCUACGCCUGCUCCCGCACCGGCCAGGCACUCUGCAGCCUUCAGUGCUACCGCAUCAACCUGCAGAUGCGGCUGGGGGCUCCCGAGGGCCCGGGAUCCCCCCUUUUAGCUACUUAACCCCUUGCCUAACCCGGACUCUGUGCCCUCCCCCUUACCCAGUUUUCAGUGUCUAACCCGCCCUAUUAAAUUUCAAAAAGUGCCUCAACUUGUUUGACUUGGGGAAAUGGGCCAAAUCCGCGGACACGCAUAUUGC
This is a messenger RNA of Talpa occidentalis (Iberian mole), 1332 nucleotides long. It is a transcript of the gene INO80B, whose product is annotated as INO80 complex subunit B. The transcript has 5 exons. Lineage: Eukaryota; Metazoa; Chordata; Mammalia; Eulipotyphla; Talpidae. Gene Ontology annotation, cellular component: Ino80 complex. The coding region runs from base 75 to 1196 and encodes 373 amino acids. Gene Ontology annotation, biological process: chromatin remodeling. The record is from RefSeq and is a predicted model, not a curated record.